Messenger RNA from Nannizzia gypsea CBS 118893, 1725 nucleotides. RefSeq lists its product as hypothetical. The record is from RefSeq and is a predicted model, not a curated record. The coding region runs from base 1 to 1725 and encodes 574 amino acids. NCBI's taxonomy places the organism in Eukaryota, Fungi, Ascomycota, Eurotiomycetes, Onygenales, Arthrodermataceae. The transcript has a single exon.
AUGGGGGCAAAGGGGAAGCGCCAUUCCAUCUCCAGGAGCCUGUGGAGGAGGAAUAAGCAGGAGAAAGCGCGUCGGGCAGAGAAGGCCCUGGAGAUGGAUGGCGCUGAACCUGCCGGAGAGGAGUUGGGGGCCUCGAUUACCAGCGAGGUCGAGUCCGUUCGUGCUGCUUUCGAACGGCACGGGAUAGUCUUUGGCUGUCCAGAGAAGCCCGCUGGAGUACCACGCCAGCCAGCCAUGGAUAAGGAGAACCGGCGGCCAAACCAGGGGUCGUAUACCCCUCCGGUCUCUUCCUUUCCUGGUGACAGCGGAGGUGACCCUUGCGGUCAUUCUCUCGAUAUCUCGCGGCCAUACCAUGUUGACCACCAUGUUCCAUGGUUUCCUGUCUCUGGCCAUCAUUCACUCGCACAGCAGGGCCCGCCACUUAGCCAGGGAAUUUCUCGCUUGGAACAUCUCCCACCUCUUAACAGCUACAAACCAAGCGAGUACACUACAUUUACGCCAUCCUGUAGCAACCACCUUCUUCCUCCUUUCUCUCCUCACUCGUCGACCACACAGGCCUAUCAGCGAGCCGCUUCCAGAGAUCACGUAUACCCUUACAGCUUGAAUAAGAUGGCGGAAGAGUCGACUACCUCUCACCUAUUGAAUAUUCCAGAGAAGCGUUCUGACAUCAACCUCACUUUAUAUUCUUGCUCUGGUGUCUUUGCCCCGAUCUCUCACUCCGUCCACAGAACCAUCGCAUCCAAAAACCGGCGUUUGUCCUCCCUCCUUCUCCAGCUUGAGGAUAAACAGUCUGCCCACGCAUACAUCUCUGCUGGAAGAUCUUUCACUUAUCCGUCCGCGUUUGUCUCAGCUCUACUUCACUUUUACGAGCAGCCUCUGAUUGACCAAGAUCAGUUAUUCUUUCACAUGCCCCUUUGCACCAGCCAGCCAGCCCAGCAGCAGUCAUGCAAAGAUGUUGUAGCUUCGGCUACAAGUAUCUCCCGGAUGAACUUUGUCUUGUGUUUCGCGGCUGCCGGUGUAUUUUUUAUGGACAACCAGAUCGUGGAACAAGCCCUACAGUUACUUUCUGGCAUCUUAUCCUGGGAGACUUUGGAUACUACUUUGUCCUUUGGAACGUGUCCGAUACCCUUUGAGCUCACUGUCAUCGAUCAGGAUACCCAGGAUACCCAGACCAGCUCAUCCCUUUGGAAUGAUUCAAAUGAUUCAAAAGACAGUGAUGGCUCGACGAUCUCAUGCGAGGCUUCUCAAGAUACCACUACGCUCGCAGCAUUAGCUAGAAAAGUCUUGAACAUCUCACUCCGUUUCGCCGUGGACAAUAUCCCAACAGGCUUCAAGUUUGAGAGACCUAACUGCUCAUCCACAUCAUCCCUCCAUCUUGCUGCCGACCCAGCCAAUGUCUCUCUGCUUUUCGUCUCCGUCCCGUUCAAUCAACUGCGAAAAGUUUUCAGAUACAUGCGCUUCCAGGGGAAGCUGACUGAAAAACUGGUUGUCGAAGUUGUUCAGGCGCGUGAAGUACACCGCAUACAGAUGUUAAGGAAGCUUGUUAAAAAGGGACCGUUACCCAGCCAACUGGAUUCUGAACAUGAGGUGCUUGGAUGGGAGGAACAAGCGUUAUUCACUGCCGCGCAACCUUUGGGCGCUAUUAUCGGCCGUGACUGGACUGGUUUAGAAAUCCGCCCAGCUCUACUUGCGUCGUCCCGCUUGAGACGAUCGAAGAGCUUUUGA